UACCUCCCGAUAUCAGCGCGUCGCGGCCGGGUCUUCCAUCCGAGCCAGGGUGCAUGUUUGGAUGGGCGUGUUCGACGGCUUCACUUCCUCGUGUGACAGCCAGCCGUGUGACGGCCAAGUGCGCGUCAGCCAGCCGCCACACGCACCGUCGUCGCCCGCCCACCGCCUCCUCCUCCUCCGGAGCUCACCCGCCUACUCGUCCGUCAAUGGCUGCGCGGAGCAAAGUUAGGCCUGAUGCUGCUCGCUCCUCGCUGGCUUCAUAAUGGCCUCCGGGAGGGGAGGAGGAGCGCGUCAGUCCGCCAUUCUCUCUCUCCCGCCUCUCUCUAUCCACACCUGCGGGCUCGGUGGGCGUGAACUCGGGCCGGCCGGAGGCUCCCGUGAGGCCGCCAGAAGUGUCAACUCGGCCCCGCUGGUGGAGCUCCGGUGACGUGACGGGAGAAUGGUGUUCACUGAGGCGGCACAGCACCACUCACCGCUCCGGAGGACUACCGGAAAUAAAAUAGAAGAGACUCUCGCCUCUUUUCGCUCAUUCACUUCUUUAAAAUAACCUCAGUUCCACACCGGAAGUAAAAGUAGCAGCCAUGCUAAUUCUUAUGUCAUUCAUUGACUUUACUAAACAUCCCUUCGCUUGCGAAAAAAAUCACCUACUUUUUAAAACAUCUACAAAAUGUUAAUGUUAUGUUUUUAAAAUAAAACUAGUACUAAUUUAAUCUAUAAUUAGCAUCCUGACUGGAAGACUUCCUCAAACAGACGAGCGUACUAGAUGACGUGUCACACGCUGAUUGGCUAGUUGGGCAAGACACGGAACUGACUUUGACAGACAACGAAUAACACAACAACGUAACAAUAUAUACAUGAUUCAAUUAAACAUCUUUUUUUUUGUUUUACAUUUAUUGCCGGGCUUUAGUAAAGUUAACACCAAAUCUAAGGGGGUAGCCAUUGUCAACUAACAAAAAACUGCUGCGUCACUCGGCGACUGGAUUUUUAAUCUGCACCUUUGUCAAACUGAUGACAUGACAUGUGGGACUAACCGGAAACAAGCUCUUCAAAAUAAUAGUAUUAUAGAAACUUUCAUGUACAAAACGGGGAGAAAGAUAGUUUUAUAGUUGCUCCUCUGAAAACCAAAUUAGGGAUAGGUUAGGUUACCUUAAAGUGUAUACAUCUAAUGAAAUCACACAUAUGUUUAUUAUAUAUUAAGAUUCAAUUUAUUGUUAGUACUGUAACCCAGUGGUCCCCAACCAUCGGGCCGCGGCCCGGUACCAGUCCGUGGACCGAUUGGUACCGGGCCGCACAAGAAAUUAAAAAAAAAAAAAAAUUAUUGGUAUUUUUUAAAUGUUUUUAUUAAAUCAACAUAAAAAACACAAUAUGUACAUAAUAUAUCAAUAUAGAUUAAUUGUAGUGGAGCGGAGGUUUUUAAAAGAAGGUCAAUAAAGAGGUCCCCGUGUAAACUGGAGCCUCCGUGUUUCUUAUUUUGUAAUUUCAUACAGUAUAGGCGAUAUUUAUAAACCCUCGGUUACUUACAACGUGUCAUCACUUCCGCUCUUAGCGCCUUCAAAAUAAGAGCUCAAGGCAUAUACUGUAUAACAGCAUAUUAAAGAAACAGGAACUUAACAUCACAAAGAGGAAAGCCCAUAAAAAUAGGUUACAGUACACUUGCAUAAAAAAACACUGGGUAACGAAAUAUCGUUUAACGUCAAAUUUACAGUAUUUAUGUAUGAACAGAAAAAAAAGUUUGAUUAUUUAGAAAUAUAUAAACUACAUGUAAUAAUAGAGAUUACUACAUAUACAUAAUAAAUUACAUGAACUUGCACAUUUUAAAUGUAUAAGUUUGUGUGUGUCCCUGCCCUUUGUGUUCAUUGGCAUGUAUUAAUUACAUUGACGGUUUAGAAUGUGUGACUUUUAUUGUGAAGGUUCUGACCAGAAGUCCUACUUAAGCUUGUAUCCAACUUUUCAGAGGCGUUAAUGUGGUUUGAGCUCCAUAGCAACCAGAUGACUGACACAUAAAAGUGGACUACAUAGUUGGAAAAAGAAGUUAUCCCGGUCAGAAGGAGAUACUUUUUUUGGAAUAGAGAGUCUAUAGAAGAAGAAAAAUGCAUUCCGCAAGGGUUAGCAGACACAAACAGACUUUGGACGUUCCAUCAGAGCCAAGAGACAGGACCAAAACGCUCAGAGUGCCCCCGUUGCGUCAAAACAGAGCAGCCAGCUGUCCCAGAGCACCACAGAAUGGGGGUCUCUCCGAGGUGAGCUGUGAACGCCGGACCAGGUCCAGCUCCACAGCCCCCAGACCCGACGGACUAAAAGGAAAGCUGGGCUUACAUGCACAGUGGCGGGAAGGCAGCGAGGGUCCUGGGCAGAUGGGGCGAGGGGGCGUCCAGAUUCAGAAGAAGCUUGCAAUCCAGAGCCACAAAGCCUUCACCGUUAUUCCCCCCGACCCCAAGAAGAGACGGGAGAUCCAAAAAAAGGCGGACGCCGAGCUCGCCGCUCUGGAGGAGCUGAGGCUGAGCAGAGCGAUGGCAUACGUCACCAUCCAACCCAGCCGUGUUGGGGGCCGCAUGAGUCUGGAGGCAGUUCGACUGAGGCAACAGCAGGAAAUGAUGCAGACCAAGAGGAAACCGAUACGGAAGCAGCUGGUGGAGCAAACUCAUGUUCUGACGGGCUGAGCUCCACGCAAGAGAUGAGAAUCCAAACUCUUUUUAGAUUUACACAAUGCAAUAAAUUAUGCCAAUCAAAAUAUUCUCGUCAGUUCACAGUCAAGGGCCUUCCAUGAUAACAACAAGCCAUGGGGAGAAAUAAUAAGCCAUCAAAGCAUUGAUUGUUUGACAACAUUCUACAAAAAAACCCAUAAAAAAAGACACUGCUGACAUUUUGAUGUGACAGCAACAAAGUGACAAAAUUCAAAUGUCAGAGUGCAGCAUAAAACUCAGUGGCCUAGUGGUUAGAGUGUCCGCCCUGAGAUCAGUAGGUUGUGAGUUCAAACCUCGGCCGAGUCAUACCAAAGACUAUUCAAAUGGGACCCAUUACCUCCCUGCUUGGCACUCAGCAUCAAGGGUUGGAUUGGGGGGUUAAAUCACCAAAAAUUAUUCCUUGGUGUGGCCACCACUGCUGCCCACUGCUCCCCUCUCCUCCCAGGGGGUGAACAAGGGGAUGGGUCAAAUGCAGAGGACAAUUUUUUACCACACUUAGUGUGUGUGACAAUCAUUGGUACUUUAACUUUUAAUGAUGAAGAAGUCAUGCAGGGUAACCAUUUUUGUAGUCCCACAGACACCCUACACUUCUGACGUAAUGCUGCGUUCAAGGACUCACUUGGAAGAACCGGCGUUUCUUCUCACUGAGUGUAAAGUGUAAAAAUAAUGCUUAUCAACGCCUACAGCUGCCAGCACUACAAGAUGAGCCUGCUUUGAUGCUAAGAUAAAUGUUAUGUGAUGUUGUAUUUUAUUUUUUUUAAUCAUAUUGUAUAUGUAUUGUGUGCUUUUUUUUCCCAUGAAUUGAUUAACGUGGACCCCGACUUAAACAAGUUGAAAAACUUAUUCGGGUGUAACCAAUUAGUGGUCAAUUGUACGGAAUAUGUUCUGUACAGUGCAAUCUACUAAUAAAAGUUUCAAUCAAUCAAUCAAUCAAUCAAUUCCUUUUUCUCUCUCUUUCUUUUCUUUUUCUUUUAAAUUGUAAUUUGACUGCCUCCAGAUGAAAACUAGCCUUCUGGCUAAUUCUGGCUUUUUUUUUUUUUUUUUAACCAUGUGUAGUCAUGUGUUUUAUGACAUGUCAUUGUCCUCUUUGACAUCCCUACAGGUGUAAAAGAAAGGGC
Entelurus aequoreus (snake pipefish) is the source of this 3802-nucleotide messenger RNA. RefSeq lists its product as uncharacterized. Bases 2091 to 2660 code for a protein of 189 amino acids. The record is from RefSeq and is a predicted model, not a curated record. Lineage: Eukaryota; Metazoa; Chordata; Actinopteri; Syngnathiformes; Syngnathidae. The transcript is spliced from 5 exons.